CGGCGGCGGCGGUAGCGCGGAGCCGGCUCCGGUCUUACGUAAGAGACGGGUCCCCGCGCGGCCAGCCGGGCCGAGAGGCGGCGGCGCCGCCCAGCGGGAUCCGGGCUGAGUGUGGCCGCGCUUCCCUCUCGGCCGAGGGGUGGCAGGCGAGUCCCCGCGUGCGGAGGGUGCCGAGGCAGGGGCCGCUGGGCAAAGUGCGCGGGCUGCCUUCCGGGCCACUCUCUCCCCGUCAGAGCCAUGGCUUCCAAACUCCUGCGCGCGGUCAUCCUCGGGCCGCCCGGCUCUGGCAAGGGCACCGUAUGCCAGAGGAUCGCUCAGAACUUUGGCCUCCAGCAUCUCUCCAGCGGCCACUUCUUGCGGGAGAAUCUCAACGCCAACACGGAAGUUGGUCACGAGGCAAAGCAGUACCUAGAAAAAGGUCUUCUGGUUCCAGAUCAUGUGAUCACACGUCUGAUGAUGUCAGAACUGGAGACCCGGAGUGCCCAGCACUGGCUGUUAGAUGGGUUCCCAAGGACAUUAGUGCAAGCAGAAGCCCUGGACAGAAUCUGUGAUGUGGACCUAGUGAUCAGUUUGAAUAUUCCUUUUGAGACUCUUAAAGAUCGUCUGAGCCGACGGUGGAUUCAUCCUUCCAGCGGGAGGGUCUACAAUCUGGACUUCAACCCGCCUCAAGUGUUGGGGAUUGAUGACAUCACUGGCGAGGCACUGGUCCAGCAGGAGGAUGACAAACCUGAAGCCGUUGCUGCCAAGCUGCGACGGUACAAGGAUGCGGCCAAACCGGUCAUCGAGCUGUACAAGAGCCGGGGAGUCCUCCACCAGUUUUCUGGGACAGAGACCAACAGAAUCUGGCCUUACGUUUACUCACUUUUCUCCAACAAGAUCACACCCAUUCAAUCCAAAGAAGCAUACUGAGCCUGCCAUCGGAAGAGCCAAGGAGGCGUUGUCCGGUCACUCAGCCCUGCGUGGCGUCUUGAUGCCCUGGCCAAAUUAGAAGCUAGCUGAGAUAGCUUGCAGCAUCUUUUCUAGUUUAAGUGAUGAAGUGAUGAGGAAAAUCUAGCGGGUAGGAAGGAUUCAUGAAGAAAGAAACCCUCCUGCCUUUUGAAGAGAAGGUGUAGCUCUGCAGCUGCGUCACACCCCUCGCAGGAAAGCGAGUGCAGACUGGAUUUCCACCGGCUUCGAGCCUACACUCUGCACGGGCUGACAGCCAUGUGCUUGCAUAGCCUUUUUGCAUGCAACAGUGGGCUUUCUGGCCUAUGCCACCUUCCACAGGCUAUUAAGCCACAGCACCGUCAGCCUGAGAAUGUGAAGGCGCGCGGUCGUCGCUUGCCUACCGCCAUACCCUCUGAUGACAACUGAAUUGACGCUGAUUGCACCCAGUGGCUGCUUCUCCCCAAUGACUAUUUCUCCCUCCGAUCUCCAUCUCCGAAAUCCUAGAUUCUGUUGACUGUAUCUCUUCCGCUUGCUCCCUUCCCAGGCUCUUCAGUAACAUGGUAGUUUCCGCAUUCACCCCUCUAACUUCUGAGAACUAGGCGACUAGAUCCAGUCCCUUCCUUCAUACUGGGAACUUAGCCGGGCGGAAGGCUUCCUUUGCUAAACAGCUGCUCUGACUGUCUUGGGCCCACUCUGUACCUUUUAUUGUUUUAAAAAGAUUCUUCAACAUCUUCAGAAAAAGGGGCAGGGGAGAAAAGGAAAGAAACGCCCACUUAUGGAAAUUGGGGUGAUUGUAUGGAAGUAAUUGUAUAGAAAUCACUGGACUAAGAUGGUUGGGUUCAAGGCUGAACAUGCUGCUAAAUAUUGAUGCUGCCAGCGUUUCUUCUGUGAGUGAUCCGGGCAGACGGUGAGAAGUCAGUAAAGGGAACAAGCCUGUGGGCUUGAAUGGAGCACCUUGCACCAGAUGAACAUAGACCUGCACUGAGUAAGGCAGCUUUACUGUUUUGGGAACGCAGAAUCUUUUUGUUUUCUCCCUAUUCCAAAGACUCAGUCUGUAGGUGGCCAUGAAGUCCAGAAAUGAAGAUACUAAUAUUUUGUCAAUGAUUAUAUGUCAAUAAAGCAUUUGUUAAAAGAUUUUUUCUGGUUUCCAGACUUGUUGGCCACCUUGUUAACUCUUCUGGGAAGAACAGUGAAAUGUCUUCCUUUUGCCUUAAAAAGGGUGUCCUGCCUCUGCCUGUCCCCAGGAAGCGUCCUUUAUCACUGGUAGUGAUUUAGUGUGAAUCUCACAGUCUGGUUGGGGGCAGGGUGUGGGGUGAACUCAGCACUUUAGUGGAAACAGACAUUAUUACGUGGGGUCACGGGAGUCCCCAGUCCUUCACUGCCAUAUGUUCUGUGUGCUCAUGAGUCUGUCUUUGGCGUGGCACUGCCCAGACUCUUGCGUCUUCUUAGUUGUCCUUCUGUGUGCAUGUUCUCUGGCCGCCUGCAAGGAGAUGCAGACCAGCACCCCCUCAAAGAGCUGAGGUGCAGCUGUGUGGCUCAGAUCUGACCUCUUGGCAUUGUCACGAUGCUGAACAUUUUGGAAGCUUGCAUUUGGAUGUCACUUGGUAGGGAUGGGGUGAUAAAAGCCCAGGGUUCCCAGGGAAGCAGGCCAGGUGUGGGAAACAUACAGGUUAGAGUAGGGUCGCCCUCAGAUGACUGGGGAAGUGGAGAGGUAAAGGGGUUUAGAGUAGUUCAAAAGAAGGGGACAAUAACAGCAAAUUCGUUUUCCCUCUUGUAGGGAUUGGGGAGAGCAAUAGGGUGUGAGCAAAUUCUUGCCUACACACUCUUGUUUCUCUGCAUUACAAGCUUAGUAGACUAAGGUAGCCAGCACUGGGGACAUGAGGAUCUGGGCAGCAAGGGCGGAAACACAUCUUUUCCAAGAUCUUGGCCGAUUUUCAUGUUAAAAAUCGAUACUUUCUGCGGCAGACUUGGCUCUUCUUUUCUAAAUGAUUUUUUUUGAAAUGAACAUUAAUACUGAAAGUAUCUUGACAAAGGUAGAAUGAAAGGGCGUCUCUUCCUUCUGAGGCCACACAUGCCCUUUCUUCAGGUAGAAGCCAAGAGUCUGGUGGUGUCUGAGAUUCUGGUCUGACUUGGCAUUCACAGACUCCAUCCGGCUCUUCUGACAGUUUGCUUCCCACAAUCCUCUUGCUUAAAACACAGGGAACCCUGCUUGUUCAUUCCUCCAGUAUUAAGACGGGAAAAAAAAGUGCUAUGAAGGAGGCCUUUUUGAGUGUGUACUCUCAGGACCUUUGCAAGCUUCUCGGUGAAUCUUCCCAGCAUCCCGUGAGGCAGACACAAUCACUCCUUCCUAUAAACAAGGAGUCCAGGGUAUGAAGUCUUGACCCAGGCUUUUGAUAUAAGUAAACAGUACAGCUAUAGUUCAGUCCCAGGUUUUCCCUGAUUCAAGAACCCUUGGCCUUUUACUGCAUUUUAGCUGUAUGUCUUUUGGCCUAAGCAAGCCAGGGACACGAGCCUGCUAGGGUCUGCUUGUGGGCUCAGAAAGAGCAGCAGACAUCACUGGAGUGGCAGUGUUGCUAAGGAAGCUGCUAAAUACAAGGGUUCCAGGCAGACUUAAGUUUAAUCCUAGGCUAAUCUGCCUCAGUUCCAGCUGUCAGGAAACCAUGAAGCCAUAAGGAGAAUGGGGAUCUAUUAAAACAUUAAAAUUAACCAUAAAAUGCCAUCCCUUAUUUUGGUGUGGUGAGCUGCACAAUUCUUGCCAGAAUAAAUGCCAUCAACUGUGCCUCUGGGCACUUGUUGGUUUGACCAUUCUGCUUGUGGUUGGGGCAUGAGGGAGACAGGCUAAGCCUUUCGCUCAGGUGGCAAAGGUCCACAUGUAGCAUUCAUAUGGACUCCCUCUAGUGACAGACAAUAAGAAGCACAGUGUCUUUCAAUAAAGGGUUCUUGUUUAUAAAACCUUUGAAAAGCGCAUUGCACCUUGUCUCGGAUUCAGGAAAAGGGAAGAAAUUGGAAAACCUGGUCUGUGUAUAAGCUGCAAGAAAUGGUAGGGCUCAAUGCUUUUUUUUUUUUUUUUUUUUUUAAAGGAGAAUUUGUACUACUGAAGUUAUGCAUUUUGUUUUCGAGCUGAACGGAUCCCUGGGGGGAUUAUGUUGAGCUAAAAUUGUAUUUCACUGUGAUCCUUCAAGUUCAAGCCAAUCUCCUAACCUAAUCUGAUCUUUAGUUUCCCAGGAGCCAACAGGUCAGCUUUUCUUCUGUGUGACAGUUGGUGUUCCUCUUGAUUUUGGCAUAUGUGCUUAAUUCAGAGUAUCUGAGUCUGUUCUGUCUGUGUAUGCUAUAGCCUAGCUAUUAUUCAUUGUAUUAACUGAUUUUUGUUAUCUUGCUUAAGAUUGAUUUGUAUUCAUUGAAUUUGGUAGAAAUAAACGUUUUUCUGCUCAAUAUGCAAUCAA
Molecule: messenger RNA, 4370 nt
Organism: Meriones unguiculatus (Mongolian gerbil)
Lineage: Eukaryota; Metazoa; Chordata; Mammalia; Rodentia; Muridae
Gene: Ak4
Product: adenylate kinase 4
Exons: 6
Coding region: 238-909 (223 amino acids)
Biological process (GO): nucleobase-containing compound metabolic process
Cellular component (GO): mitochondrion; cytoplasm
Molecular function (GO): nucleoside diphosphate kinase activity; AMP kinase activity; ATP binding
Source: RefSeq, a predicted model, not a curated record